AUUGAUUUUUUUAAUAUUAACAAAAAAAUUAAACUAAAAUUACCGAUCCAAAUGAGGAGCAAUGUUUUGGCCAUGAUUUAUUUCUUUUCUUUGGCCGCUAUAGUCACUGUUGCCCUACGCCCGGAAUUGACGGCAGAUAUAGCGCAAAUUGAAUGGUCUCGCUGUUUUUUGUGUGUAAAUAUGGUAUCGCUGUUUCGGCCAUGGUAUAUUUGACCAUCUCCACUACUGAACGGUCAGUCCAACGACUCAGAACGAGAAAUGAGCCGCCGGUCCCGCUCCCCCUCGGCCUCGCCGCCGGGCGACCUAGGCAUCCCCUUCCACUGCCCCUCCUCCCCGUCGGAUGACGACGGCAGCUCCUUCCCCGCCCACACGCCGCCGCUGGAGGACGACAACCUCCUCCGCGAGAUCCUCGUCCGCCUUCCUCCGCUGCCGUCCUCGCUCCCGCGCGCCGCCCUCGUCUGCAAGCGCUGGCGCCGCCUGCUCAAGGACCCCGCCUUCUUCCGCCGCUUCCGCGCGCACCACCGGAAGGCCCCGCUCCUCGGCUUCUUCGCCGGCCUGUGCCGCCCAAUCUUCUUCACGCCCACGCUCGACCGGCCGGAUCGCAUCCCCGCCGAGCGGCUCAACCGGUUCAGGGCGAGCGGCGAGGGGCGCGGCCACUUCUGCUGCUGUCGGCACGGCCUCGCCCUCCUCCUCGGCCCGGAGCGGCCCGAAGCCCUGGUGUGGGACCCCGUCACCGGCCACCAGCGCCGGGUGCCUUUUCCGCCAGGGUUCCACAUCAAGAGGCAGGAGACCCUCGUCCGGCAUGCCGCGAUGCUGUGCACUGCCGGCGGCGAUGGCGAUAGCCCGUUUAAGCUGGUCCUGCUACGCUAUAGCCACAACGGGAUCCUUGCUUGCCUCUACGAAUCGGAGUCCGGUGUGUGGGGAAAUGCAGUCAACACAGCGACUCCUCACGAGAUUGAUCCGUUAAGCCAUAGCGUUCUGAUUGGGAAUGCACUUUGCUGGAGGAUCGAUCAUGGUGCCGUCCUUGAGUUUGACACUGAAAGGCAGAGCCUGCGUGUGAUUGAGCGGCCGGCGGAUGCUCGACGUACCUAGCAGUCCUUCUUUCAGGUCUUGCGGACAGAGGAUGACAGCCUCGGCCUUGCCAUGUCUUAAGGACGCACCAUUCAACUGUGGGAGAGGAAGUCCAGCCCAGAUCGUUGGGUGAUUGGGAAAACCAUUGAUCUAUCCCAGCUCGGUUUAUUGGGACCGACGGAGAGAACAUUGGUAGUGCCCAUAGGGUUUGAUGAGGACAGCAGUUCAAUCUUUCUCAGGAUGGCCCACCGUACGUCAUGAUCCAACUCAGCUCACUACAGUCAAAGAUGCUUUUUCAUGACGAUUCCCGCAAUAUCAACAACAUUUAUCCCUACACAAGUUUUUAUGCGGCAGGCAAUGUGGCUGAUGGGGAUGAUGAUGGGCCUGAAAUGUUAAACAAUGAAAUGAAUGUCCAUGAGUGGUCUCUUGUUACUGCUAGCAUGAUGUGUCCCUUGAUGAGGCAUCUACCCAUCUUCUAAGUUUGAAGCAAUGACAUACCGGUGCAGUUUCCUCCCCCUUCGAAGAAAUUGACUGAUGAAGUACCAUUGUGUGUUCCAUUGUGCAUGCGUACAUGUUCCACUUACCAGCUUCAAAGUGGACAUGCAGAAAUAAAUCAUCUAGUUAUCGAAUGCUCUUAGUUUUAGAGAUGCAUGAUGAACUGAAGCUGGAAUUUGUUGAACCAACUCUUGGAGUUUAGUAGUGCCUAUCUUGAACGCUA
Molecule: messenger RNA, 1789 nt
Organism: Aegilops tauschii subsp. strangulata
Lineage: Eukaryota; Viridiplantae; Streptophyta; Magnoliopsida; Poales; Poaceae
Molecular function (GO): protein binding
Source: RefSeq, a predicted model, not a curated record